Molecule: messenger RNA, 2607 nt
Organism: Phalaenopsis equestris
Lineage: Eukaryota; Viridiplantae; Streptophyta; Magnoliopsida; Asparagales; Orchidaceae
Product: pentatricopeptide repeat-containing protein At5g15010, mitochondrial
Exons: 3
Coding region: 101-1819 (572 amino acids)
Biological process (GO): RNA splicing
Molecular function (GO): protein binding
Source: RefSeq, a predicted model, not a curated record
UGUAAAUGCUUGUAAUUUUACGCGCCUCGUUUCGUCAGUGAACUAACCACCGUUGCCUCGGUGUAGUUGCAUUAACGCAAUCCAAGCAAGUUUCAGUGCCAUGUGGUGGAGGAGCUUACGCCGGGCUGCGCUGCUGCACGUCUCCUCCUCCCAUCCUCAAUCCCAUCAAGCCUUCCGCCUUCAGAACCCUAACCCCACCACCAGCAUCACAAUUCACUCCCGCAUGCGCAUCAUUCCUCCCAUCAAAAACCCUAUAUUUCCCUUUAUCUCCAAAUCCUUCUCUUCAAACCCCACACUAGAUGACGCAUGCAAUGAAGACGACGCCGAAACGCUAAAGGAUGACCAUCUUCUCCAGGACGUAGACUCAGUGAUCAAUUCUCUUGGUGAAUUUGGGUCCAAUAGCGCAGAAGCCAAGCGCCAGAUGGAGCAAUGCGGCGUUUCGGUCUCGCCGGAGCUCGUGACUGCGGUCCUCUCCAGACUCCGAAAUGAUUGGUCUGCCGCUUUCACCUUUUUCCUCUGGGCGGGGAAGCAGCGGGGCUAUGCCCACUCCGUCAGAGAGUACCAUUCUAUGAUCUCUAUCCUUGGAAAGAUGCGGAGGUUCGACACGGCUUGGUCUCUUGUCAGUGAGAUGAGGGCCGCGAUGCCUGGGAGGCCAUCUCUUGUCUCCUCCCAGACUCUCAUGAUCCUAAUAAGAAAGUAUUCUUCCAUUCAUGAUGUUGGAAGAGCCAUAAGUGUGUUCUAUUCCUUCAAGAAGUUUGGACUUGAGGUCGGGAUUGAUGAUUUUCAUGGCCUCCUCAGUGCGCUCUGUCGGUAUAAGAAUGUGGAGGAUGCUGAGCACCUGCUCAUGUGCAACGAAGGUACUUUCCCUUUUGAGACUAAAAGCUUUAACAUUGUGCUCAAUGGAUGGUGCAACGUUCUAGUAUACGUCCGAGAGGCAAAGAGGUUUUGGAGGGAAUUUGAGAAAAGAAGGGUUGAGAAGGACGUGGUUUCUUAUGGGUGCAUGAUAUCCUGCUACUCGAAAGCUGGUAAUCUCAAUGAUGUCACCAAGCUUUUCAGUCAGAUGAAGGAGCUUGGUGUUGCUCCUGAUUUGAAGGUUUAUAAUGCUGUUGUGUAUGCCCUUGCUAAAGCACGGAGUAUUGAUAAGGCCAAAGAUCUUGUUAAGUUGAUCGGGGAAAAAGGAAUUGAUCCAAAUGCUGUGACGUUUAACUCUUUAAUCAGACCCUUAUGUAAAUUUCGCCGAAUCCAAGAGGCACGGAUGGUGUUUGAUGAAAUGUUACAAAGAGGUGUAACUCCUUCAAUACGGACCUUUCAUGCUUUCUUUGAUGUGCUUAAGACUGAAGAAGAGGUGUUUGAGCUACUUCAUCAAAUGAGGCAAACAAGUUGUAAACCAGCGAUGGAUACAUACAUUAUGCUCAUAAGGAAAUUGUGUAAGUGGAAACAGCAUGAUAGUGUUUUUAGGCUAUGGGGUGAGAUCGGUGAAUCUGGUCUUUGUCCUGAUCGUAGUGCUUAUAUAGUUUUGAUCCAUGGUCUCUUUCUAAAUGGGAAGUUAGAAGAAGCUUCCAAAUAUUAUGAAGAGAUGAAGGAAAAGGGCUUUGAGCCUGAACCCAAGACUGAGGAGAUGAUCGAAGCGUGGCUUGCUGGUAAAGUAGCUGCAGGGAAAAUAGAAAUUCUUGCUUCAGAAAGUGGUAGAUAUAACAAUGAAUCUAUUGGGAUGAAUGGAAGAAAUGUAAAGAACAUGCCACACUUUUCUCAAAAUUUUUUGAAAAAGCCAGAAACAAGGAGCAUCACUAGGGAGCGUGGAUAUUCACUUUGCAGAUAAAAUGAUGGCAUGACUUGUUCAAAGUUAAACAAAAAGAGAGUUAUGCUUGAUAUUUUCUUUGACUAUUUAGAAGAACCAAAAGGACGUGGAACAUAACCGUGCGUUUUGUCUGGUUUCAUCUUCUCGCAUUUCUAAUGUAAUCCCAAUCUGUAUACACAGAUGAGACUUCAGUAUCAAAUUGGUGGUAAAAGUUGGCCCGGUUAAGCCUCAGCUAAGGAUAAAGAAGAGAUUAGAAGAAAUAAAUCCUGGUUUAUUGGCAAUUAGAAAUGCCCCAUUUGUCGCCAUUGAUGCUGUUUACAGGGCUUCCAGUUCAUCCCGAUUCAAGUCAUUGAGACACUGCUGAUCUGCUCCCAGGGAUCAAAUUUGGUACAAGCCAUGGCUGCGGCUUCUGCUUCUUUGGAAAUUCGGCGGGUGGUGUAACCAGAAUUUAAAACUGCAAUACCUUGGCUACAUUUUUGCUGAGGUUGGUAGUUUGGGCUUCCAAGUUUAAAUUUUUAAUAAAAAUUAAAUUUUGUGAUAUUUUGAUAUGUUUACAUAUUUUUAUUAUAUGCAUAUAUUUUUGUUGAAAAGAAUAAUAACAGAUUGUGUUAGACAAGGAGAAGAUAUUGAGAGAUGAGAAUGGUGGACAAGUGGACAAAAAUGAAUUAAACAGUUGAAAGCAUUUAGAAUGUAUUGUUUUAGUAUUUUGUUGGUUGUUUGGAUUGAUUUAAACCAAUUGGAAACAAACUUGGUUGAUUUAAACUAUUUUAGAAUUCCUAGUGUUUACAUCUGCAUUUGAAAAUCACUUA